Lachnellula hyalina is the source of this 2202-nucleotide messenger RNA. RefSeq names its product Neutral trehalase (gene treB). The record is from RefSeq and is a predicted model, not a curated record. NCBI's taxonomy places the organism in Eukaryota, Fungi, Ascomycota, Leotiomycetes, Helotiales, Lachnaceae. The transcript has 5 exons. Bases 1 to 2202 code for a protein of 733 amino acids. Gene Ontology annotation, biological process: trehalose catabolic process. Gene Ontology annotation, molecular function: calcium ion binding; alpha,alpha-trehalase activity. Gene Ontology annotation, cellular component: cytoplasm.
AUGAGCUUGCCACUGAGAGAAAAAGCAAUCAACGACAUCGACCCCCUCAGCUCCGCUGCCAUCUACUACGGUGUCGACGGUCAGAAACUCAACCAUUCUUUCCGAGCGAGAACCUACUCUUCAAAGUGUCCGCAGAACCAGAGCGAGCUUCCAUCUACUCUAUUUCAGCAGAGAAAACCUCACCGCCGCGGCAGUCAUGACGAAGUCUCGUUGCGGCCCGCCAAGUUCAUCGUUAAUGUCGAUUCGACCUUGAAGCACCUAGCAGAACAAGAGGAUACAGAUGGCAAUUGGCAGAUCACUAUUGAGGAUCAGGGACCGAAGGUUCUCUCCCUGGGAACCCUUGCUUCGAACGGGUUCAAACGAGCAGAUAUCCGAGGUACCUACAUGUUGUCGAAUCUCUUACAGGAACUACACUUAGCCAAGGAAUAUGGACAUGCGUCGGUUGUGCUGGAUGCGGCUCGAUUGAGCGAGAAUCCUGUUAUGCGUCUGGCUAGACUGAUUAAAGAUACGUUCUGGGAUGGGCUCACAAGAGUGAUUGACGGGUCUGUCAUUGAGGUGGCAGGCAGAGACCCUAAAGACUGGACAUCAGACCCGCGACCGCGCAUCUACGUACCCCGCGGAGCUCCUGAACAAUUCGAAUACUACACAAAGGUCGCCAAUGAUAGACCAGAUGUCCGCUUGGAUGUCUGUUGGUUGCCGGAGAAGAUCACAACGGAUUCUGUUCGAGAUAUGAAUGCCAAACCUGGCCUUCUGGCUAUAGAGAUGCAGAAAGUCAAGGAUCCGGCUACAGGUGAGAUGACAUUGAAAGGUCUUCCAUUCGUCGUUCCAGGCGGCCGUUUCAACGAGCUUUACGGCUGGGACAGCUAUAUGGAGUCCCUUGGACUGAUUGCCAACGGCAGAGUCGAACUCGCAAAGUCCAUGGUGCAACACUUCUGUUUCUGCAUCAAGCAUUACGGGAAGAUUCUCAAUGCUACGCGGUCUUACUAUCUCACGCGGUCUCAACCUCCAUUUCUUACAGACAUGGCUAUCCGAGUCUACGAGAAGAUCGACAGCGAGCCAGGGGCGAAGGAGUUUCUUCGGAUUGCAAUUCUUGCGGCAAUCAAGGAGUAUCAUAGUGUCUGGACGGCUCAGCCCCGCUUUGAUCCAGCUACAGGUCUAUCACGAUAUCGUCCCGAGGGAUUUGGAGUACCACCAGAGACUGAGGCUACACAUUUCACCCACAUUCUCGAACCCUACGCGAAAAAGAACAACAUGACAUUCGAGGAGUUUGUCCAUGCCUACAACUAUCGCAAAGUCUCCGAACCUGAACUUGACGAAUACUUCCUUCACGAUCGAGCGGUCCGCGAGUCUGGGCACGAUACCUCUUAUCGAUUGGAAAAGGUCUGUGCCAACCUCGCAACGAUCGACUUAAACUCCUUGCUGUACAAGUACGAGAAGGACAUUGCAAAAUGCAUCAAAAACUACUUUGGCGACAACUUGAAGAUUCCCGCCGAAUUUUGCGUUGGUGAUAUGGAGCCCGGCCAUACCGAGACAUCCUCCAUGUGGGACAGACGAGCGAGGCGCCGCAAGCUCGCGAUGGACAAGUACCUAUGGAACGAACAGAAGGGUAUGUACUUCGACUACGAUACUGUCAAGAAGGAGCAAUGUACCUAUGAAUCGUGCACGACAUUCUGGGGCAUGUGGUGCGGUGCUGCCACUCCUCAGCAAGCUGCACGUCUCGUCGCCACGGCGCUCCCCAAGUUCGAGGCAGCGGGUGGCCUUGUAUCUGGUACUGAGGAAUCCAGGGGCGCUGUUAGUCUCACUCGACCGAAUCGACAAUGGGACUAUCCUUAUGGUUGGGCGCCUCAGCAGAUGCUGGCAUGGGGUGCGUUGGAGCGAUAUGGCUACCAUGAAGAAGUCCAAAGGCUGUCCUACAAGUGGCUGUUCAUGAUGACCAAGGCAUUCGUCGAUUAUAAUGGUGUCGUGGUUGAGAAGUAUGAUGUUACCAGACUUGUUGACCCUCACCGCGUGGAUGCAGAGUAUGGAAAUCAGGGGUUGGACUUCAAGGGCGUUGCCAAGGAAGGCUUCGGAUGGGUCAAUGCCAGUUAUGUCUAUGGACUUGGCUUCACGAAUGCCCACAUGCAGCGUGCCAUCGGAACACUCACCCCAUGGGAUCAGUAUGCUAGAGCUACCGAGAUCGGAGGCCCGAGUGCAGAGCUUUGA